Carassius auratus (goldfish) is the source of this 3444-nucleotide messenger RNA. It is a transcript of the gene abcf1, whose product is annotated as ATP-binding cassette, sub-family F (GCN20), member 1. NCBI's taxonomy places the organism in Eukaryota, Metazoa, Chordata, Actinopteri, Cypriniformes, Cyprinidae. The transcript is spliced from 27 exons. Gene Ontology annotation, molecular function: ATP hydrolysis activity; ATP binding. The record is from RefSeq and is a predicted model, not a curated record. Bases 161 to 2773 code for a protein of 870 amino acids.
GGCGUUUGAGUGUGUAGCACCACAGUAGCACUGCGCGCUUAGGCCGCAUGUGAUGUGAGCUACAGUGUGCUCGUGUGCAUUGUCAUCUGUGAGACAUCCUCUAGUCUAAUUUCAAUACCUUAUUGCCAUUCCUUGCGAGAAAAAAAGAUUAAGCAGAAAAAUGCCAAAGAAAUCAAAAGAAGUCGCUGAGUGGGAGGGUGAUGAUGAACCACAAACAGACAAACAUGUCAAAAAAGGAAAGAAGGAUAAGAAGGUCAAGAAAAGUUUUUUUGAGGAGCUGGCAUCAGACAAUAAACCAGAAAAAGUAGAACAGCCUCCAGUGAAAGAGGCACAAGGGAAACAGCCUCAGAAGAAAAAGAAGGACAGACGAAAAUGGAAAGCAGGAGACGAUGAGGAUGAUGAUGAUGAUGAUGCAGAGGUCAUGCAGCGCCUCAAGAAACUGUCAGUCCAGCCCAGUGAUGAAGAUGAAGAGGAGGAAGAGGUUGUCGCUCCAGUCAAAGGAGGAAAGAAAAACAAAGGUGGCAACAUAUUUGCUGCUCUGAGUCAGGAGCAGAGUGGUGAUGAUGAUGAUGAGGAUGAUAAUGGUGAUGAUGAGAAACCCCAAAGCAAGAAAAGCUCAAAGGAAGUUGAGAAGAUAACCAAGAAAAAAGAUAAGGCUAAACCUAAAAUAAUGAAGGAGGCCUCAGAGGAUGAAAAACAUGAAGAGUUGGAGAAGAAAGAUGAGAAUGAAAUGAAAGGAGGGAAAAAGGGCAAGAAAGUCACUGCUAAACCACCUAAGGAGGAAGAGAAAUUUGAAGAGAAGGAACCAGAGAAGACUCAGAAGAAAGGCAAGAAGGAACAGCCCAAGAAAGAGAAGCCUGCUCGCCCCCCUCCUAGUGAUGAUGAGGAAGAGGAGGAAAAGAGUGAUGAAAAUGACACAAUGAUGAGUGCUGAGGAUGCGCUCGCGGCUGAGCUGGCCAAAGAGAAACAAGAGGACGACCCCUUCGCUAACAUGAGUAAAAAAGAGAAGAAGAAGAAAAAGAAAAUGAUGGAGUAUGAGCGGCAGGUGGCUAGUGUACGAGCUCAGAGCGCCAUCGAGGGAGACUUCUCCAUCUCUCAGGCUGAGCUGUCCUCUCGACAGGCCAUGCUGGAAAACGCUUCGGACAUCAAGUUGGAAAGAUUCAGCAUUUCAGCCCACGGUAAAGAGCUGUUUGUUAACGCUGAUCUUCUGAUUGUUGCUGGGAGGCGAUACGGUCUGGUUGGACCGAAUGGGAAAGGGAAGACCACUCUCCUGAAGCACAUUGCUAACAGAGCUCUUAGCAUUCCUCCCAAUAUUGAUGUGCUGCUUUGUGAGCAAGAGGUGGUGGCGGAUGACACUCCUGCAGUUCAGGCGGUGCUGAAGGCCGACACGCGCAGACUGAAGCUCCUGGAGGAGGAACGGCAGCUACAGAGUCAGCUGGAGAAAGGAGACGACGCCGUGUCUGAGAGACUCGACAAGGUCUAUGAAGAGUUGAGGGCGAUUGGAGCAGCUGCAGCGGAGGCUAAAGCUCGUAGGAUCUUGGCUGGUUUGUCUUUCACUUCAGAGAUGCAGAACAGACCCACCAAGAAGUUUUCUGGUGGAUGGAGGAUGAGAGUGUCCCUGGCUAGAGCACUGUUCAUGGAGCCCACGCUGCUGAUGCUGGACGAGCCCACAAACCACUUGGACCUUAACGCUGUCAUCUGGCUUAACAACUACUUACAGAGCUGGAAGAAAACGCUUCUUAUUGUGUCCCACGACCAGAGUUUCUUAGAUGACGUCUGUACAGAUAUCAUUCACCUGGACAACCAGAAACUCUACUACUACAGGGGCAACUACCUGACGUUUAAGAAGAUGUACGUACAGAAGCAGAAGGAACUCCUGAAGCAGUACGAGAAACAAGAGAAAAAGCUCAAAGACCUGAAGGCUGGAGGAAAGUCCACCAAACAAGCUGAGAAACAGACGAAAGAGGUCCUGACGAGGAAACAGCAGAAGGGGAAGAAGAAAGGUCAGGAGGAGGAGAGCCACGAGGCCACGGAGCUCCUCAAGAGACCGAGAGAAUAUACCGUCAAAUUCACCUUCCCCAACCCUCCUCCGCUCUCACCGCCGAUUCUCGGCCUGCACAGUGUUGACUUUGGUUAUGGAGGCCAGAAGCCUCUGUUCAAGAAUGUGGACUUCGGUAUAGACAUGGAAUCCAGAAUAUGUAUUGUCGGACCCAAUGGAGUUGGGAAAAGUACGCUCCUCCUGCUUUUGACUGGAAAAUUAAAUCCAACAAAAGGAGAGAUGAGGAAGAACCAUCGAUUGAAAGUAGGUUUCUUCAACCAGCAGUAUGCUGAUCAGCUGAACAUGGAGGAGUCUCCCACAGAGUACCUCCAGAGGAACUUCAACCUCCAGUACCAGGACGCCAGGAAGUGCCUGGGACGCUUCGGCUUAGAGAGCCACGCUCACACCAUCCUGAUCUCCAAACUGUCCGGUGGUCAGAAAGCAAGAGUGGUAUUUGCCGAACUUGCUUGUCGGCAACCUGACGUCCUCAUUUUGGAUGAGCCCACAAAUAACUUGGACAUUGAGUCGAUUGAUGCAUUGUCAGAAGCCAUCAAUGAAUACAAAGGGGCUGUGAUCAUUGUGAGCCACGAUGCCAGGCUGAUCACGGAGACCCAGUGCCAGCUGUGGGUGGUUGAGGACCAGACGAUCAACAAUAUUGAUGGUGACUUUGAAGACUACAAGAGAGAGGUGCUGGAGGCUCUCGGAGAAACGCUGGUCAACAAGCCUAAAGAAUGAACAACGGCUGCUAUUAAUAACAAGAGUGUCAAACUACAUCACUGAAGGGCUUUUUGUUGCAUUGAAGUUCAUUUUAAAACCUCAAUAGAACCAAAUAGUUUCUUGUUAAGUUGACAGAUUAUGCGGAGCACCUGCAUGCACAGUGUCGGGUGAUCUAGACAAAACCCUACAGAGCCAGGAUGGAGUUUUUCCACAUCUUUAAAACCAGCUUUACACCUGAAGACUGAUUCCUGGAUUUUUACUUGCUGACAGUUUAUACAUACAGCGCUUGUUCUUUAGUCAUGAUGUCUGACAUUCUUGUAUUCUUCUUACAUUCAGGCCGUAUUAUUACCAGCUCUGUUCAUCCAUGUGAUGCAAUGCUAUAAAACAUGUCACUAUCAAAUGUGAACUGAAGGGGCUAGCAGGGUGCAGUUUGAAAAUGGUGUGAUUGCUGAUGCAUAAAUUUUGUAUUAACCUGCCUUUGUUAGGAGUACUUCGGUUCAGGUCAUUCAUCAUCAUUAUGCUUGCAUUCGAAGCCAACUCCAAUUUUUUUUAACCUAUAUAAGUGUUCAGUAACUCAUCUGUCUUGAAUGAUGAAAUAACCUAUUGACUAACUUGAUUUAAAUAAAUACAUUGAAUAAAGUAUGCAUCCAGAUGUGAUGGAAAAAGCAAAUAAAGAAUUUUUUGCAACA